This is a messenger RNA of Ogataea angusta, 702 nucleotides long. RefSeq lists its product as uncharacterized. The record is from RefSeq and is a predicted model, not a curated record. Bases 1 to 702 code for a protein of 233 amino acids. Gene Ontology annotation, cellular component: nucleolus. The transcript has a single exon. Gene Ontology annotation, molecular function: RNA binding. NCBI's taxonomy places the organism in Eukaryota, Fungi, Ascomycota, Pichiomycetes, Pichiales, Pichiaceae.
AUGGCACGGCCCAACAGGGAGAUUCUUACCGGGGGUAAGAAGUAUGCUCAGAAGAGGAAACAGGCCAACCGCGUGGAGGAGGUCGUGUUUGACAAAGACUCGAGGGUGCAGUACUUGACCGGAUUCCACAAGAGAAAGCUCCAGAGGAAAAAGAAAGCCCAGGAAUAUAAUCAGGAGCAGGAGCGUAAAGCACGGCUCGAGGAGCGACAACGGAUCCGUGAGGAGCGCAGGCAACAGGUCCAGAAACGGCUGCAGGAGCUGAAUGAGGCGCUGAAGAUCCAGGGGUCUGAGGACGAGGAGAGCGAGGAGAGCGAACAGGAGGAGGACAAGGAGGAACAAUGGACAGGUUUUGACUCGCAGCGGUCAGAGUCCGACGAAGAGAGCAACGCCGAGGGUGGCAAAAAGGGAAUACUAAAGCAAAAGUACGAGAUCGACGACGCAGACGCCCCUAUUCCUGGCGUGUCUACCGUGGAGGUGGAGGCCAUAGAGAACCCUAACCAGAUCGAUCUGAUGGAGCUGGCGCGAAAAAACCGUGUUGAUCUGCAGAAGGCCGAGGAGGUGCUCGAACAGUCGAUCGAGCGGGCCAAAAAGUACGCUCGUUUGGUGGGGGCCGACGAGAAGCCCAAGAAGAAGAAAAAGAAGUUCAGAUACCUGAGCAAGGUGGAGAGAAGGAUCCAAAACCUCAAAGAGCGCAGAAAGUAG